Molecule: messenger RNA, 2498 nt
Organism: Saccostrea echinata
Lineage: Eukaryota; Metazoa; Mollusca; Bivalvia; Ostreida; Ostreidae
Product: protein PIF-like
Exons: 10
Coding region: 6-2417 (803 amino acids)
Cellular component (GO): extracellular region
Molecular function (GO): chitin binding
Source: RefSeq, a predicted model, not a curated record
CAAGAAUGUUCAGGACAACUGUUUGGAUAUUUAUUCUUUUUCAUCUAACAGAUACAAUCUUGGCAAAUAAUGAUGUGAUCGGUACAGACUGUAUAAAGCCAUUCGACAUCUACUUCGCCAUCGACGGAUCAGAUAGCAUUUCUUAUAAAGAUUACCAGUUAUUAAAGAAAUCCAUAUUUGAUCUUGUGGACCAGCUGAAUAUUGGUGAAGGAAAUGGUCGGAUGGGUAUGCUUGUAUACAGUAGUUCUUUAGCUACAAUGGUGGAACCGUCCUUUGAUAGGGAUUACCUUAAAGAGCACGCCAUGAAUUUACCCCAUCCUCAAGAGGGUACUAAUACUGCUCUCGGAAUCAGAACCAUGACAGAAAUCUUCCAAGUGGCGAACCGAACUGGGGUCCCACAAAUAGGAGUUGUCAUUACUGACGGUAGAUCAAAAACGCCCGAAGAGGCAGCAAGGGAGGCAAGAAUAGCCAAAGACAUAGGAAUAAAUAUGUACUCAGUUGGAGUAACAGAAAACAUAGAUAUAGAUGAGCUCAAAAGCAUUGCUUCCUCUAAGGCAAAUGUCCUUUCGGUUCAGUCGUUCGGCCAAUUAGCUUCCAGAAUACAAGAUGUUGUGCAGCUUGUGUGUCCAACUACCACCACCACUACCACCACCACCCCUGCACCAACCACUACAACCAUCCCAACCACCACACCAGAGGGCGCCACUCCUCCUAUGCCACCAACAAUGGCGCCUACAAAGGGACCAUGUGACGAUUGCAAGAUGUUAAAUGGAAUCGGCUUCAACCCUCACCCCGAUAACUGUGAUAAAUUUACUCAAUGUUAUUUCGGACCAAACGGACAAGUUCGUAUGGCAUACCGACAGUGUCCGUUUGGUCAAUACUGGGACCAGAGUGUACUCACUUGUCGACCAUCAGAACAAGUUCCAUGUCAGAAAGAUAAAUGUGGUAAACCGCGAAUCACGUCGUAUGCGUACAGCAAUACAGGAAACUGCAGGGCGCAUUGGGCUUGUAAUUUUGGAAAGGCAACAGCGACAUGUUGUCUAGAGGGUUUUCGAUACGUUCCAUACGUAGGCUGCAAAAAAGACCCGAAAUGUACCGAUCCAUGCCCACCAACGUUUCAACAAGAAGGUCCUUGUGACACUAGGAUGAUCUUUAAUGAACCCAGAUAUUUCGAGCAAUUUGUCAACGGCUUAGGAUGGUUAAAAAUGCCUUGUGCUCCUGGAACCCAGUAUGAUCCAAACACCUGUCAAUGUUCUCUACAUGCUUCCUUUUUACCUGGAAAAGAGUGCAAAGCAGAACUAUUCAUACCAUUUAGCAAUGAUGCCAAAGAUUAUUCCGGAAAGAACGUUUAUGUGGAAAAUCAAGGUGUAAGAAUCCUUGGAAACGGUUUGGGGUAUUUCAAUGGAUCCGCUCGUCUCAUCAUCAAUCGCUUUGCUAACAUCGAUUUUUACUCUGACUUAGUGGUCAAAAUGAGAUAUUUAGACGACCCAAGGUCAUCCGGACUUCAUGCUUUGUUCAGCAAUGGCGACUGUUGCGAUAAUCCAGCUACAAUGUUGUUACUGAAAAGUAGAGACAAUCUUCACUUCAUGGCUAAAACAGAAGUGAAGAUGAAGAAUGAGACGAUAGACCGGGUGACUACAUUUCACCUUCCAGCUAAACGUGGAAAUUGGAAUGAAGUCUACUACAUGCAUGAUACAAAGUCUCUUGAGGGCAAAGUAAAUGGAAUAGGAAUGGAAACCUGGGCUUAUGGACCCAUCAAACGAUCCAGGGCCGCUUUACAUAUCGGCUAUGGCAGGGGACUCCAGAACUUCAGGGGAUAUAUGGAUUACGUAACCGUGUUUCUUUGUAGGCCUCGCUACCUUAGCACCCUUUGUAGUGGUGACAAAGACUGUCAAAGCUUCUUGUUUAACGGCGAAACAAAGCAGGUACAACUGUUAUCAACCAUCGAAAGUCCAGGCAGUCCAUCUGGUUGGAAUGUGAACUGGAGGUACUUUGCUAGGAAAAUUGAGCCUCGAGUAUGUGACGCAGGAUGGGAGAAAUUUGGACAGUCAUGCUAUUUGUUCAGCCUCUCAUAUGGCAGUUGGAAUAACGGAAAGGCUUUUUGUGAGGGACAGGGAGGGUACUUGGUUGAAUUAACCAGCUUGGAGGAGGAUACAUUUGUAAGAGAUUAUGUCAGAAACAGGGGAUUAACGGCUUUUGAAACCCGCGACAGUUGGAUUGGAGGAACAGAUGUAGCAUCAGAGGGCUCAUUCGUUUGGUCUGAAAGUGGACAACCCAUAACGUACAAUAAUUGGGGUCCUAAUAACCCGGAUAACGGCGGUGGAAAUCAACAUUGCCUAAUACUGUUCCAACCUUCAGACUACAAGUGGCACGAUACACAGUGCACAAACACAAAUUCUUAUAUUUGCGAAAAUUAAACACUAUUAUUAGUUACUGUGGAAUCAUCAUUGUUCGUGGGGGACCAAUGUUCGCGGAUUUCGUGGGUCAUCCCUACCCAC